Pimephales promelas (fathead minnow) is the source of this 1790-nucleotide messenger RNA. RefSeq names its product interferon-related developmental regulator 1 (gene ifrd1). Gene Ontology annotation, cellular component: nucleus. Lineage: Eukaryota; Metazoa; Chordata; Actinopteri; Cypriniformes; Leuciscidae. The record is from RefSeq and is a predicted model, not a curated record.
GCGCGCUGACGCAGCCCUACUUUGUCAGGGAAAAUGUAUCACUCGCGCUCCAAGUGUAACACCGGAAUCGCUUUUAAUUCUUUCCUUUUCACUGUGCCACUGGAAUAUACUCAACUGAAAAGACAUUAUAGUAAAAACUGGUCGUGUAUUGGUUGAUUUUUAAGCUGUGGAACUACUAAUUUAAGCAAGAUGCCACGGGCCAAGAAAAGGAGCGGCAGAGGGGGACAACAGGGAAAUGUCCAGCCGUUCAGUGAUGAAGACUCUUCUAUCGAGACCCUCAGUCACUGCAGCAGCCUCAGUGAAAGAACCAGUGCAGCAGAGGAAGCUGGUGAAAGUGAAGAAAUGGCUCAAGAGGACUUCCAGUACAAACUGAAGGUGUACAUUGACAGCACAGUGGAUAAGAGUGCCAAGACCAGACAAGGUGCCCUUGAUGGACUAAAAACUGCCAUGGCAACCAAAAUCCUCUACGAGUUCAUUUCUGAGAGAAGGAUGACCAUCACGGAUGGCAUUGAGCGCUGCUUGAAGAAAGGUAAAGGAGUGGAGCAGUGCGCCGCAGCCUCGCUGGCGUGUCUCCUGUGCAUCCAGCUGGGUUCUGGGAUUGAGAGCGAAGAGGUUUUUAAAACCCUUAGACCUGUAUUUAAGACUAUCCUCAAUGAUGGAGCUGCUAACAUCCAAGCCAGACAAGCGUGUGCAACAAGUCUAGGCCUCUGCACUCUUGUAGCAGAAGAUGAUAUCAUGGAUGUGUAUGCCACUAUGGAGUGUUUUGAGAGCCUCUUCACCCACUCGUACGUCAGAGAAGAUGGAAGCAGACCUUCUGUGAAUCCUCAGACCACACAGCUCCACACGAAUGCUCUCUUGUCCUGGGCUCUACUGCUGACCAUCUGCACCAGCAGCCACAUCAGAGACAUUGCACGAAAACAUCUAGCUAAACUUCCACGUCUGUUGGAGAAUGACGAUGUCAACAUGAGGAUUGCUGCUGGGGAGACCAUCGCCCUCCUGUUUGAGCUCAUCAGAGAUGUCGACCCUGAGUUUGAUCAUGACGACUGGGAGUCGUUGUGUGUGAAGCUGAAUGCAUUAGCCACUGACUGCAACAAACAUCGAGCCAAGAAUGAUAAGAGGAAGCAAAGAUCUGUCUUUAGAGAUGUCCUCAAGGCAGUAGAGGAAGGGGAUUUUCAGAGCGAGACGAUCCGCUUCGGCACAGAGCGUAUGGUCAUCGACAGCUGGGUGAGGAAGAGGACUUAUGACACCUUCAGAGAGUUUGUAGGCUCCGGGAUGAACUACCAUCUACAGGCCAACGAGUUCAUAAGAGAUGUGUUUGAACUUGGACCACCGAUGUUGAUCGAUUCUGCCGCUCUGAAAGCCAUGAAGAGCUCCAGACUGGAGAGACACCUCUACAAUGCAGCAGCGUUUAAAGCUCGAACCAAGGCCAGGAACAAGUUUCGGGACAAAAGGGUGGAUGUUGGCGAGUUUUAGGAAGUUUUGUAAAGCACAUCACAUUUUUUUCUUCUUUCAUUUAAGUGUUUCUAUUCUUCACAUUCCUAACAUAGUCUUUUAUACAUAUAUAUAUACAUUUAAAUGUUAAUAUUUGCUAUCCAUAUAUUCACUAAGUCAUCCUAGACUCUAAUGUAUGUCUGUAUUUAAGUGGUGUUUGGUUCACUAACGCUUUUAUGUACUUGUAGGUUAUGUAUUGUACAGUAUUUAUGACUCUUUUGUGUCUGUACUGUAGUUGCAGGACUGUGCAUUAAAAACACAAAAAGAUGAAUAAAGUUAGAUGAAGUUGAUUUCCCCUA